Molecule: messenger RNA, 585 nt
Organism: Miscanthus lutarioriparius
Lineage: Eukaryota; Viridiplantae; Streptophyta; Magnoliopsida; Poales; Poaceae
Source: the annotation of a GenBank genome assembly
AUGUUCCACGCGCACCACGCCAAGCUGGAGCCCCGGGAGAAGGCGGAGAUGGCGCGGGAGCUGGGCCUGCAGCCGCGCCAGGUGGCCAUCUGGUUCCAGAACAAGCGCGCCCGCUGGCGCUCCAAGCAGCUCGAGCACGAUUACGCCCUGCUCCGCGCCAAGUUCGACGACCUCCACGCCCGCGUCGAGUCCCUCAAGCAGGACAAGCUCGCCCUCACCACACAGUUGAACGAGCUAAGCGAGAGGCUGAGGGAGCGGGAGGACCGGGCCGCGGGCGGCGGCGCGACGACGGCAAGCAGCAGCAGCUGCAACGGCUGCGGUGGUGAGGCCGAGGCGGAGGACGACAAGAGGAACGUCGUGCUCGGGUGCGUCAACAACAUGGAGCCGCUCGAGCCCGAGAGCUGUGUGCUCGUCGUGUCGUGCGCGACGCCGGCGGACGUUUCGGUGGAGUCCGAGUGCGACGACCACCACCUUGACUACGGCGACGGGUUCCCGGAGUCCUACUGCACCAUGCCGGAGCUGUGGGAGCCCUGGCCGCUUGUGGAGUGGAAUGCGGUGGCCGGAAAUGGAGAAGCUAGUACAUAG